AUGGCUGCCUCGGUUUCUCGGUCCUUUCUGCGUUCCUUCACGCCGGCCGUGAGAAUCCGGCCUUGUACCGCUUCCAGACCACUCCGUUCGCCAUUCGCGCAAGUCUGUCGUGGAUAUGCCGGAGAACAGCCUCGUUUGCGUCUCGGAGUGACGGCACCGAACUUUCAAGCCAAAACCACCCAUGGCGACAUCGACUUUCACAAAUUCAUUGGCAACUCGUGGACCAUUCUCUUCAGCCACCCGGCCGACUUCACGCCCGUUUGUACGACGGAGUUGGGGGCCUUCGCCAAACUGAAGCCCGAGUUCGAGAAAAGAGGGGUAAAGAUGAUCGGCUUGAGCGCCAACGACCUCAAGAGCCAUGACAAGUGGAUUCAAGAUAUCAACGACAUCUCGCAGACACAAUUGGAGUUCCCCAUCAUCGCGGACCCCGAGCGAAAGGUUGCCUACCUGUACGAUAUGGUCGAUGAACAGGACUUGACCAAUGUCGAUGAGAAAGGCAUUGCUUUUACGAUCCGCAGUGUCUUUAUCAUCGACCCGGCCAAGAAGAUUAGAUUGAUCAUGCUUUACCCGGCAUCGGUUGGCCGGAACACUGCUGAGGUUUUGCGAGUCAUUGAUAGCUUGCAAACGGGCGACAAGAAGGGAAUUACCACACCCGUGGAUUGGACGCCUGGCCAGGAUGUGAUUGUGCCGCCUACACUUUCCACGGAAGAUGCGAAGAAGAAGUUCACCGAUGUCAAAGAGGUCCGGCCAUACCUUCGGUUCACUAGCGGAAACACGAAGUGA
Messenger RNA from Exophiala dermatitidis NIH/UT8656, 783 nucleotides. RefSeq names its product peroxiredoxin. Gene Ontology annotation, molecular function: thioredoxin peroxidase activity. Gene Ontology annotation, cellular component: cytosol; mitochondrion. The transcript has a single exon. The record is from RefSeq and is a predicted model, not a curated record. NCBI's taxonomy places the organism in Eukaryota, Fungi, Ascomycota, Eurotiomycetes, Chaetothyriales, Herpotrichiellaceae. Gene Ontology annotation, biological process: cell redox homeostasis; cellular response to oxidative stress; cellular oxidant detoxification. The coding region runs from base 1 to 783 and encodes 260 amino acids.